GGUCUGAAUCAAUCUAAAUUAAGAGUAUUACAAUUUUCUUUGCUUCGUCCACCCGCCUUCGGAUCCGAGCCCUCGUCGUCUCGUCGAGUCUCCUCCCACGCAUUUCCUAUUUCUCUUUCUAAAUUUUGCAAAAUUUGGAGUUUAUAUUUCUGGGUUCGUUUUGUUCUCUAGUUUCAAGACAGAGGAGAAACCAGAGAGGCCCGACUGGGUAUGGAAUUCCACGCAUCGCCCGGAAUUCCAGAAUCCCAGCUGCUUAACUUGUAAACCCUAGAUACAGAGAUCGGAUAUACAGAUUGAUGUGCAUGCUUCCAUUUAGAUUCAUAUAGCCCAUAUCUAUAUACAAAGAAACUUUUGUAUAGAGUGGAAAAAAAAAUCAAGAUAUUUGUCUUCUUGAUUUCAAUAUGCACAGAUCCGGUGCUGUAAUGGCGUGGAACGUUUUCAAGUUUUGUACGGCUCUACGUGGGCUUGGGUCUAUAAUGAUCUUAUUGGUCCUCGGCGUUGUCGGAGUCACGUAUUAUGCCGUCGUCAUUACCAAUUACGUCCCGGCUUUGUACGACGGUGGUCUUGAUUCCAUCACGGCUCUUGCUGUCUUGAUCUUGUUUCAUGGCCUGUUGGUGAUGCUGUUGUGGAGCUACUUUUCCGUUGUUUUAACCGAUCCUGGCAGUGUUCCACCAAACUGGAGGCCAACCUUAGAUGAGGAAAGAGGAGAAAACGACCCAUUAACGGGUAUAGAGUUUGGUGCCGCAGGUGCAGGUCUGCAGCAAUCAGCUAUGCUGCCUGACCCAGCAAAUCCAAGAUUCCGGUACUGCCGGAAGUGUAACCAGCUGAAACCACCUCGAUGCCAUCAUUGCUCCGUUUGUGGGAGGUGUGUCCUGAAAAUGGACCAUCAUUGCGUGUGGGUCGUCAAUUGUGUUGGGGCAUUAAACUACAAGUAUUUCCUUCUUUUCUUGUUCUACACGUUUCUUGAGACAACUUUGGUCACCUUAUCAUUGUUGCCACAUUUCAUAGCAUUCUUUAGUGAUGGAGAAAUACCUGGAACACCAGGAACUCUUGCAACCACUUUUCUCACAUUUGUUUUAAACUUAGCAUUUGCAUUGAGUGUGAUGGGAUUUCUGAUCAUGCAUAUAUCACUGGUUGCUGCUAAUACCACCACUAUUGAGGCAUAUGAGAAGAAGACCACUCCUAAAUGGCGUUAUGACCUUGGUCGCAAGAAGAACUUUGAACAGGUGUUCGGGACAGACAAGAGAUACUGGUUUAUCCCUGCAUAUUCAGAAGAGGAUUUAAGACGGAUGCCAGCACUUCAGGGUCUAGAGUAUCCAUCAAAUCCUGUUUUGGAUGCCCAAGAGUACUAACGGUGAAGUAGUAGCGCAAUUUGUGGAACUCCAGAACUGUUUCCUGUAACAACAUAUCUGGCCCUCCCUUCCCCCAAACAAAAGAAGAAACAUCUAUAAACAGAUGGUGCACAUUGUUGGGCAUGGGUUCCAUCUAUUCCCGGACAUCGGAUUUUGCAAUCAUCAGCAACGAAUAAACUUCAGCGCCCAAAAGGGAAUUUCUCAGCUCAGGUAGUGCGGUUAGGACAGAGGGGGGGUUAAGAGCGAAGAAGGGAAAUAGCUUUACGGGAUGGUGCUUCUUCAUGUAUCAACUGUAAAAGUUGGUGAUUUUGUGGGACUUGGGAAAUAUUAUUAUUGUAAAAGAAGGGAUGCACAUUCCAUAGUUUACUUGUAUGUGUUGUAUGUUUUAUUGUAGCUAAUCUUGGCGACCUGGCAACACGUAAAGAUGAUCAGUUUUACUUCUC
This is a messenger RNA of Nelumbo nucifera (sacred lotus), 1795 nucleotides long. Its product is annotated as putative protein S-acyltransferase 14. NCBI's taxonomy places the organism in Eukaryota, Viridiplantae, Streptophyta, Magnoliopsida, Proteales, Nelumbonaceae. Gene Ontology annotation, molecular function: palmitoyltransferase activity. The record is from RefSeq and is a predicted model, not a curated record.